This is a messenger RNA of Myotis lucifugus (little brown bat), 1570 nucleotides long. RefSeq names its product torsin family 2 member A (gene TOR2A). Gene Ontology annotation, molecular function: ATP hydrolysis activity; ATP binding. The coding region runs from base 75 to 1049 and encodes 324 amino acids. The record is from RefSeq and is a predicted model, not a curated record. Gene Ontology annotation, cellular component: nuclear envelope; endoplasmic reticulum; endoplasmic reticulum lumen. Lineage: Eukaryota; Metazoa; Chordata; Mammalia; Chiroptera; Vespertilionidae. The transcript has 5 exons.
GCGAUGCACGCCGGGAGCUGUAGUUCUCGGGAGAGGCGGUUGGCGGCCCCAGACCUAGCUCGGGCCUCACCCGGAUGGCGGCUGAGACGCGUGGCCGCCGGCCGUGGGGCUCGCGCCUCCUCGGGCUGCUCGGGCUGGUUUCGGUCUCGGUCGCGGCCGCCGCCUGGGACUUGACUUCAUUGCGCUGCAGCUUCGGCACCUUCUGCGAAUGUGACUUCCAGCCCGACUUCCAGGGUCUGGAGUGUGACCUGGCCCAGCACCUGGCAGGCCAGCACCUGGCCAAGGCGCUGGUGGUGAAGGCGCUGAAGGCCUUCGUGCAGGACCCGGCCCCCACUAAGCCGCUGGUCCUCUCCCUGCACGGCUGGACAGGCACUGGCAAGUCCUAUGUCAGCUCCCUGCUGGCGCACUACCUCUUCCGGGGUGGCCUCCGCAGCCCCUAUGUGCACCACUUUUCCCCUGUCAUCCACUUCCCCCAUCCCAGCCACAUGGAGCGCUACAAGAAGGACCUGAAGAGCUGGGUCCAGGGGAACCUCACGGUUUGUGGCCGCUCCCUCUUCCUCUUUGAUGAGAUGGACAAGCUGACCCCAGGCCUGAUGGAGGUCCUACAACCUUUCCUGGGCUCCUCCUGGGUUGUGUAUGGGACCAACUAUCGCAAAGCCAUCUUCAUCUUCAUCAGCAACACUGGUGGUGAGCAGAUCAACCAGGUGGUACUGGAGGCAUGGCGCAGCCGCCGGGACCGCGAGGAGAUCUGCCUGCAGGAGCUCGAGCCAGUCAUUGCCCAGGCGGUGCUGGACAACCCCCACCACGGCUUCUGGCGCUCGGGCAUCAUGGAAGAGCAUCUCCUGGAUGCCCUGGUGCCCUUCCUACCGCUCCAGCGGCACCAUGUGCGGCACUGCGUGCUCAACGAGCUGGCCCAGCUGGGCCUGGAGCCAAGGGACGAGGUUAUCCAGGCUGUGCUGGACAGCACCGUCUUCUUCCCUGAGGACGAGCAGCUCUUUUCCUCCAAUGGCUGCAAGACUGUGGCUUCCCGAAUUGCCUUCUUCCUCUGAUUCUCUGGCAUCCUUGUCCUCCCCACCUGGCCAGGCCAUGCAGGAAAGCCCUGGGGCCUUUGCCAGAGGGACCCUUGUCCUGACCUCCUGGAGAGUGGGACCUAGAGCACAAAUUGAAGAUGAGGAGAAGUGUUGGCUAGGCCAUGAGACAGAGGGUCAGGGGGCCUCUUAGCUGGUCUGAGGACAUCGUGGCCUUUGCUUCCUGCCCCGGGGGAAAGUGCUGGUCACCCCAGAACCUCAAUGAGUCUUGACCUCACCCUGCAGCCUGAGCCUUCUUAAAUGUGAAUUGUAACUCAGGGACUGUGGCUCCUGGCUGCUCCCUCCCUCCUCAGCCUUUUCCCCUUAGCCCCUUGCCCUGCUACCAUAUCCCACACCCUGUCCCAGUAUUGUAAGCCAGGCUGAGACUUCUCAGUCCCCAAGGAUGAAGGGACUCAAGCUGCCACUUGGGCCUGGUUUUUAAUGUUUUUAAUUUUGUAAAAGAAGAGAACAAAUACAAUAAACUUAGCCAUGGGACCAGAGCA